GCUGCCGAGUGGCAAAUAAUUGUUGCUGCUCGCUGGCUGCGCCCUGCUCCAUCAAAUGGCUGCUGCCGGCACAACGACAGCCAAAUUGGAGACACGCCGCCUCUGCGCCAUCACAUUUUUUGCCAAGCUGCAUCCAGGCGACGUUUGCGGCAGCAAUGGUCUGCCCCUAACGCCCAAUUCGAUAGCAAUUUUGGGGCGUUCCCAGCGAUUGAAGGAACUGCAGCAUGAGCAUUUGUGUCAGUACUUGGACGUGGUUCGCGGCAAGCAUGAGCGCACCAUUGUUGUCUCGGAGUAUGUGGGCUGUACACUGGAGGAGCAUGUCAAGCGGCACGCACAUGCACCGCUAAGCCACACACAAAUCUGGAGCAUUUUCUAUCAGUUGGCCAGCGGCCUGGAUGUCUUACAUGCGCACAAGUUGGUCGUGCAUAAUCUGGAGCCGCGUCACAUACUCCUUGAUUGCCGGGCUGGCGCUGAUGGUGCUGACGGAGCUGUGCGCGUCAAGCUCUUCAAUUAUGGGCUGCAUCACAUGACAAAAGGCGGCGCCUAUGUGCCCUUUCCCAUUGGCAAUGUACGCUAUAUGGCGCCCGAGCGUCUACUUGGCGCCAAUGGCAACAUCAAAAGCGACAUUUGGUCCUGGGCCAUGGUAAUGCUGGAACUGCUGUUGCAAACAGAACUCUGGCCGCGGCUCAAGCUCAGCAACAUUGCGUGGAAGUUGCUGGCGUUUACUCGAAACGCCGGCACUAGCAUUCUGGAGAAAAUUGCGAGGGAACAUCAGCGACUUGAGCGCUAUCAGCAAAUGCCGCUGGAUGUGCGUGAGCUACUCGAGCGUUGCCUGAGUGUGCGGCCAGCGCAGCGUCCACUACCCGCCGAGUUGCUUGCGCACAAAUCCUUUGCCCAACUGCACUCCAGCCAGGAGCUGCUGAUGGCGACACCGGCGCAAGCGAUUCCACUAUUGCUGCGAUGCCCGCUCGCCCAGAUCUAUCACCUUUGGCAGUUGGCCGGCGGAGAUGUGCAGGCGGAGCUCAAGAAGGAGGGCCUCAUACGCAGCGAGGCGCCCAUUUUGGCUCUGCCACAAAUUGUGCGGCUCAGCGGCGAAAGCGUUUGUCCGCCGCGUAGCCAAUCGCAUCUGAUGGAUGAGCGUGUGGUGCUGCUGAAAAUGCAGCCACUUUUGCAGCGGCUCAGUCGAUUGCCUGCCAGUGUUUAUUUCCCCCUGUUGCAUAUGCCACGCCAGCAGCUGCAACACCAACGGCAGCAGCAACACCAACAGCAACAACAGCAGCAACAGCAACAGUUGCCUUUACUGAUACGGGAACGCGACAUUGAGUAUCAGUUUCGGCGGGUGCGUUUAUUUACACGCCUGUUGCACGGCUAUCCGCACACUGCGGAUCAGCUGCAACGUGAGGCAGCCAUCGAUAUACCGCCCCUGUUACGCGGACCCAUUUGGGCGGCCCUGCUCGGUGUCCUGCCGAACGCGAGCUAUGCGAAAAUCGAUAAGUUCACAACGACGACAACGGAUCGCCAGAUCGAGGUGGACAUACCGCGUUGUCAUCAGUACGAUGAGCUGCUCUCCUCGCCGGAUGGCCAUCGCAAGCUGAAGCGGCUGCUCAAAGCCUGGGUAACCGCCCAUCCGCAGUACGUCUACUGGCAAGGCCUCGACUCGCUCACCGCCCCAUUUCUCUAUCUCAACUUUAACAAUGAGGAGCUUGCAUUUCUGAGUCUGUUCCGAUUCAUACCGAAAUAUCUGCAGUGGUUCUUCCUGAAGGACAACUCGGCUAUUAUUAAGGAGUAUCUGAGCAAAUUCUCACAGCUGAGCGCGUUUCAUGAACCGCUGCUGGCACAGCAUUUAGCGAGCAUUAACUUUAUACCGGAACUGUUUGCGAUACCCUGGUUUUUGACCAUGUUCUCACACGUGUUUCCGCUGCACAAGAUCUUGCAUCUGUGGGAUAAACUGAUGCUGGGAGACAGUUCGUAUCCGCUGUUCAUUGGCAUCGCGAUACUCAAGCAGCUGAAGAGCACGCUGCUCAGCUCUGGCUUCAACGAGUGCAUACUGCUCUUCUCCGAUCUGCCCGACAUUGUGAUGGAGAGCUGUGUCAUCGAAUCGCAGAAGAUGUACGAGUGUACGCCAAAGAGCAUAACGCAUCGCCAGCACGCUCUGCGCACCCAGCUGCCACAUGUAUUGGACAUUGGACAGGCGGAUGUGGAGCUAAAGCAUCUGCAGAUGGAGCAGUGUCCGCGCAUCAGUGCCAAGGAUGUGCAUCAGCUGCUGAUGCAUGCACCCGAUCAGCUUGCCCUCAUCGAUCUGCGCAGCGUUGUGGAAUAUUCGCGUGUUUAUGUGCCGCAUAGCAUCAAUAUACCGUUUGCGACGGUGCUGCUCGGCGAACAGCGUCUCGAAGCGCUCAAUGUGCCCCAUCUUGAGCAGCAGCUGCGCCAGCGGAUUGUCGUAUGUGUCAGCAACAUUCACCAGCAUGCCGUCGAGUUCUCGCAUUUUUUGGUCGCCUGCGGCGUUCUGCGCACCUGCAUUCUACACAAGGGCUUCAAUGUCCUGCACUCAAUUGAGCCAAAUAUACUCAUCUCGAAUUGACGAGAAUUCCUGUUUCUGUUUCUAUGAAUCUGUCGCGGAGUCAGCGGAGUCAGCAGCAUCGCACUGCUCCUUUUAAUCUAUAAAUCGCUUUGCUCGUAUAUAUGUAUGUGUGCCCUUAGCUCAUUUACAUAAAUUGCACUAUUUUACAACAGUGCAUACUCUAUAAUUCUUUUUAUAAAUAUAUAUAUAUAUAGCAAGCAAUUUAUAAUUAUCAUUAUUAUUAUUAUUAUUGUAUAUACAUAAGCAUAAUAAGUGUAUUAUCACAGUUUUAUAAAUCUAAAUAGUACUCGAAUGUGCUCGAUAA
Molecule: messenger RNA, 2885 nt
Organism: Drosophila grimshawi
Lineage: Eukaryota; Metazoa; Arthropoda; Insecta; Diptera; Drosophilidae
Product: TBC domain-containing protein kinase-like protein
Exons: 6
Coding region: 56-2581 (841 amino acids)
Biological process (GO): activation of GTPase activity; protein phosphorylation
Molecular function (GO): ATP binding; GTPase activator activity; protein kinase activity
Source: RefSeq, a predicted model, not a curated record